AUGAAUAACCAGGGUGUAACCUAUGCAGAACUGAAGCAUGCAAAGAAUUUAAAAAGCCAGCAAAUGAAAUCUUUGGUACCUGAAAGCUCCAUUUCGAUAACCAAGCAAGAAAUAACUUAUGCAGAAUUUAACUUUCAAAAUGCUUCUCAGGAUCUUCAGGGGAAUGACAAUACAUACCACUGCAAAGGCUUACCAUCACCACGGGAGAAGCUCAUAGCUGGGAUCCUGGGAAUUAUUUGCCUUGUCUUGAUACUCAGUAUUGUAGCAGUAAUUAUUAGUAAUGCCUCAUAUCAUUGUGGUGCUUGUCCAAAGGAGUGGUUAACAAUUUUCAACAACUGCUACUAUAUCAGUAAUGAAGAAAAAACCUGGAAUCACAGCAUAACAGCAUGUGCUUCUAACAACUCUCAUCUGCUCUACACAAAAAAUCAGGAAGAAAUGGGUAAUACCCAGGGAAAGGAGAGGUUCCAGGUUCCCUGCCCCACCUUAAGAAGGGAAGAGCUGGGCAGGGAGGAGAAACUGAACAGAAGACUGGGACAAGGGAGGCGAGAGCAAGAAGCCCUAGAGGAGGCACAAGGAGCAGAGAGACAUGUGAAAAAGCUUGGACUUGGAUUUGUACCAGGGACUUGGACGACUCAGAAGGAUGUGUAUACUUGUACAGAUGUGGGUGAGAGACCAUGGGGCGCCUAA
This is a messenger RNA of Talpa occidentalis (Iberian mole), 687 nucleotides long. RefSeq names its product NKG2-A/NKG2-B type II integral membrane protein-like. Bases 1 to 687 code for a protein of 228 amino acids. The record is from RefSeq and is a predicted model, not a curated record. Lineage: Eukaryota; Metazoa; Chordata; Mammalia; Eulipotyphla; Talpidae. Gene Ontology annotation, biological process: positive regulation of natural killer cell mediated cytotoxicity; stimulatory C-type lectin receptor signaling pathway. The transcript is spliced from 4 exons.